Molecule: messenger RNA, 198 nt
Organism: Bipolaris victoriae FI3
Lineage: Eukaryota; Fungi; Ascomycota; Dothideomycetes; Pleosporales; Pleosporaceae
Exons: 1
Source: RefSeq, a predicted model, not a curated record
UUCUUAUACACUGCACUGCAAAGCGCUUACACGUUGCGCAUGGAGUCUCGCCGUCGCAACGAAUCUUCCUCCUUCGGCAGCGCUCGCAGGCAUUGGAGACAGAUUUUCUCCUGGGCUGCCAGUCCUUUACGGCCGUUGGAGAGAAGCGCGCAGGACCUUCACCAGAAGGUAGUGAAGCUUUUCUUUCUCUCAGUAUAG